This is a messenger RNA of Heterostelium album PN500, 1494 nucleotides long. RefSeq names its product kin17-like protein. Gene Ontology annotation, cellular component: nucleus. Gene Ontology annotation, molecular function: double-stranded DNA binding. The record is from RefSeq and is a predicted model, not a curated record. NCBI's taxonomy places the organism in Eukaryota, Evosea, Eumycetozoa, Acytosteliales, Acytosteliaceae. Gene Ontology annotation, biological process: DNA replication; DNA damage response. The transcript has 5 exons. Bases 1 to 1494 code for a protein of 497 amino acids.
AUGGGUAAAGAUAUGACACCUAAAGCAAUUGCCAAGAUGAUAAAGGCAAAAGGUUUACAGAGAUUAAGAUGGUAUUGUCAAUUCUGUCAGAAACAAUGUAGAGAUGAAAAUGGUUUUAAAUGUCAUCAAUCAUCAGAAGGUCAUCUAAGACAAAUGGAAAUUGUAUCUGCGAAUACCUCGAUGUUUGUCGAUAACUUUUCGAAAGAAUUCGAAGCUGAUUUCCUAAAGUUACUAUCUAGACGUUAUCCAACUGGAAAGGUAUCGGCGAAUCAGGUGUACAAUGAGUUCAUCAAAGACCGUAGUCACAUACACAUGAACUCUACUACGUGGUCGAGUUUGUCAGAGUUUGUCAAGUAUCUAGGUAGAGAGAGUAAAUGUAUCGUCGAGGACACACCAAAAGGUUGGUUUAUCACUUAUAUCAAUCGCGACCCUGAAGCAGUGGCGAGAAAGGAACGUGAAGCAAAGAAAGAGCGAAAUGAACUGACAGAGGAAGAAAGACAUCGUUUAGACAUUGAAAAAAGAUUGAAACAAAUGAAUAUCAUAGCAGCUGCAGCUGCAUCAAACACAAAAACAACAACAACAGGUGAACAACAAGCUAUUAUCGAUUCAACUGUAAAACCAACAGAAAUGACACCGACAGACACCAAACUAGUACUACAAGUGAAACCAAUAGAAACAAAGUUAACAACACCUAUUUUACUAUCAACUUCAUUGUUUAAUCAAUCAAUAGCAACAACUACAACUACGACGACUACUACUACUACUACUACAACAAACAAUACAGAACAACAAAAACUACAACAACAACCAAUUGUUGGAAAUAGUAGUAGUAGUAGUAUUAAUAAGAAACAUUCAGCAUUGGAUGAGAUUAUGGAGAUGAAUAUGAAACAACAGGCAGAGAAGAAACCGAAAGAAUUGAUUGUAAAGCAUGAGACUGAUAAGGUGGAGAGUUGGAUUGCAAGAAAUAUAGUUGUAAAGAUCAUGGAGAAGAGUAUUGGCAAUGGUAAAUUCUACAAACAGAAAGCGUUGAUCGAAGAGUUAGACUCUGAGUACGUGGCAAAGGUAAAGACACUCGAAGAUAACACCGUACUGAAGAUCGAUCAGUCUUUCUUGGAAACAGUGGUACCUGCCAUCUCCAAUCCUGUUUUGAUACUUCGUGGAAGAUACAGAGGAAGAGUAGCAACAUUAUUAGAGAUCAACAUUGAUAAGUUUUGUGGAACCGUUCAAUUAAAUACAACAUCAAAUAAUAACAACACACGACAACACCAACAACAACAACAGAUUAUCACAAUUACAGAUAUUCCAUAUGAAGAUUUUUUUUUAGCUUAUAACAAAAGGGGUAAGCUAACAGAUCUUAUGGUGAAAUGUGAUCAUCAUGCACAAGGAUGUCAAUGGUAUGAAAACGACGAUAAUAAUAAUAAUAAUAAUAAUAAUGAUAGGGAAAUGGUCAUCGCUGAGUUGUCAUUUGAGGCAAUGCCAGGCAGCACUGCCUAA